GAUGAGGUGCAAUAACAGUUCAACCAACAGAGGAAUUAUGACUCGCUCAAAGCGCGUUGUCUUUGGGGCAUCGACAACGCCCUCUUCCAGGUCGCGAAAGAGGUCGACCCUGCCGGUUCGGUUCCGUCGCGUGUUGUUGGCGUUUCUUGCUGGAUGCGGCCCCAUUCCCCCUCGGAACCAGAGAGCUGGACCAGCUGGCUGCAAGGGUGGGUGCUGUCGUACCGCCAACUGUUGAACAACCUGUUUCACUGGGGUCGCGGUGGGCUCAUCUCGCGCCGCUACUGGAUCUGGAAGGAGCGGCAGAAUGAGGCCCAGACCGCCAUCUGGGACGACCCGCGGGGGUAUUACUUCUGCAACAUCGUGGCUAUCAGCCCCGACCAGCAGGGGAAGGGGAUUGGACGGUUGUUGUUCAAGGCGGUGGCCGAUAUCGCUGACCAAGAGGGCGCCAAGUGCUAUCUGGAGAGCUCGAGGAAUGAGCCUAAUGUGCAGAUCUAUGAGAAGAUGGGGUUCGAGCUGAGACGGGAGAUGGAGUGUCGAGAUGGCGACGAUGUUUGCAUGCUUUAUUGCAUGGUUCGAGAUCCCAAGACCUAGAUUAGAGCCAGGAUGCUUGUUCACUACAGGAGGUUGCAUUUGAAGGUGAAUCGCGGCAUAACUAGGGCGCGAGGUUGUCAGCACUUAUCGGACUCCUGACAUAUGGACACAGUGCUUGUUGCAA
Messenger RNA from Aspergillus campestris IBT 28561, 715 nucleotides. RefSeq names its product GNAT family N-acetyltransferase. Gene Ontology annotation, molecular function: acyltransferase activity, transferring groups other than amino-acyl groups. The transcript is spliced from 2 exons. Bases 154 to 591 code for a protein of 145 amino acids. Lineage: Eukaryota; Fungi; Ascomycota; Eurotiomycetes; Eurotiales; Aspergillaceae. The record is from RefSeq and is a predicted model, not a curated record.